Melopsittacus undulatus (budgerigar) is the source of this 741-nucleotide messenger RNA. It is a transcript of the gene C1QL1, whose product is annotated as complement C1q like 1. Lineage: Eukaryota; Metazoa; Chordata; Aves; Psittaciformes; Psittaculidae. Gene Ontology annotation, molecular function: protein binding. The transcript has 2 exons. The coding region runs from base 1 to 741 and encodes 246 amino acids. The record is from RefSeq and is a predicted model, not a curated record.
AUGGUGCUGGUGCUGGUGGUGCUCAUCCCGGUGCUGGUGAGCUCCGCCGGCACCGACGGCCGCUACGAGAUGCUGGGCACCUGCCGCAUGGUCUGCGAGCCCUACGGCCCCGCCGCCCCCCCGCAACCGGCGGAGCGAGGCCCCCUCCCGCCGCCCUCCACCCUGGUGCAAGGUCCUCAAGGCAAACCGGGGCGAGCGGGGAAACCGGGACCGCCGGGGCCGCCGGGAGAACCGGGACCUCCGGGACCGGCGGGGGCACGGGGGGAAGCGGGGCGACCGGGGCCGCCGGGCUUGCCGGGACCGGGGGCUACGGGCGCGGUGAGCGCCGCCACCUACAGCACCGUGCCGCGGGUCGCCUUCUACGCCGGCCUCAAGAACCCCCACGAGGGAUACGAGGUGCUCAAGUUCGACGACGUGGUCACCAACCUGGGCAACAGCUACGACUCCGCCUCGGGCAAGUUCACCUGCGCCAUCCCCGGCACCUACUUCUUCACCUACCACGUCCUGAUGCGCGGCGGAGAUGGCACCAGCAUGUGGGCCGACCUCUGCAAGAACGGCCAGGUCCGGGCCAGCGCCAUCGCUCAGGACGCAGACCAGAACUAUGACUACGCCAGCAACAGUGUCAUCCUGCACCUGGAUGCGGGCGACGAGGUCUUCAUCAAGCUGGACGGGGGCAAAGCCCACGGAGGCAACAACAACAAGUACAGCACCUUCUCCGGCUUCAUCAUCUACUCGGACUGA